GAAACUGGGAUCGCGGCACCAGCAACAAGUUUUAGUGCUUCUCCUUUGUGCCUCUCGUUCGUGCUUGCUGCUCUCCGCUUUGCGCGCCCCAUUCGUCGCCGACUUUUUUAUUUUGUUUUGCCCAUUUUAUCAGAAUUAAAUCGGAACCCAAUCCGAUCCCGACCACCUCCAAAAAAGCGCAAGGCGAGUGGCGUUGAGGUGAUCGCUGAUCCGCUCCAAAAGCGUUCCAUUUCUGAGUGCAUAGUGCAUGCAAAGUCGCGAGGCUGCUGCGCUUUCGAAAUUACACAACCCACAUGGGGCAGCGCCAACAAAGGCCUCAGCAGCAGCAGCAACAACAACAACAACAACAAUAGCGGGCAGCCAAGCAUUCGGCCACCGACCAUGGCCCCCACCACCAGUCCGCCGCCCAAGCUGGCCAAGUUCAAGUCCUCGUCGCUGGACCACGAGAUCUACACAGCGAAUCGACGCGGCACCAUUGCCACGGCCUCCAGCGACUGGAAGGCGCUCCGCGGAGGGGGAGUGGUAGUGGGAGUGGGUGGUUUGGGAGGUGGAGGCCCCGGCACACAUCCCUCCAACGGACGAUCCCUUCACGCCGGCGGUGCCAUGACCAGGGCCGCCUCCACAUCCUCGCUGGCCAGCAGCACGCGCACCAUGACCAACUACCAGGAGUACAAGAUGGAGAUUAUCAACCAGGGGAAAUGCCUGUGCGGCCAGUACAUCAGAGCCCGGCUGCGACGGGCAGGAGUCCUCAACCGGAAGGUGACACAGCGCCUGCGCAACAUUCUGGACCCCGGCUCCUCGCACGUGGUCUAUGAGGUCUUUCCGGCCCUGAACAGCAUGGGCGAGGAACUGGAGCGCAUGCACCCCCGGGUAUACACAAACAUAUCGCGCCAGCUGUCGAGGGCCCCAUUCGGGGAGCUGGAGGACAGCGACAUGGCACCCAUGCUGCUCAACCUUGUGGCCAAGGAUCUGUUCCGCUCGAGCAUCACCUGGGGCAAGAUAAUCUCAAUCUUCGCCGUCUGCGGCGGCUUCGCCAUCGACUGCGUGCGCCAAGGACAUUUCGACUACCUACAGUGCCUGAUAGACGGGCUGGCCGAGAUCAUAGAGGAUGACCUGGUCUACUGGCUGAUCGACAAUGGCGGUUGGCUGGGCCUGUCGCGACACAUCCGACCAAGGGUCGGGGAGUUCACGUUCUUGGGCUGGCUAACGCUGUUUGUCACCAUCUCGGCGGGCGCCUAUAUGGUCUCCAAUGUGUGUAAGCGUAUCGGUGGUCAACUGUAUUCGCUGCUGUUCUAGCCUUGCCCCGGAACGUUUCGUUUUAGAUGUAUAUUCGUACCAUUUAGUCAGUGAGAGCUUCGAAUCAUUCCUGCUUCCAUGGACCCCGAGUCGUGUAGUAGUAUGUAGUGCACAUUGUUUUAUCUAUAAUAUUGUUAUCCUAACCUAGGCGCAAUAAAGCGUGUGUUUAAAACUA
Drosophila subpulchrella is the source of this 1471-nucleotide messenger RNA. It is a transcript of the gene Debcl, whose product is annotated as bcl-2-related ovarian killer protein. Gene Ontology annotation, biological process: extrinsic apoptotic signaling pathway in absence of ligand; intrinsic apoptotic signaling pathway in response to DNA damage; regulation of apoptotic process. Gene Ontology annotation, molecular function: protein homodimerization activity; protein heterodimerization activity. The transcript has 3 exons. Gene Ontology annotation, cellular component: mitochondrial outer membrane. NCBI's taxonomy places the organism in Eukaryota, Metazoa, Arthropoda, Insecta, Diptera, Drosophilidae. The record is from RefSeq and is a predicted model, not a curated record. The coding region runs from base 382 to 1296 and encodes 304 amino acids.